AACAGAAACACUUGUUUCCAAAGGUGUUCGGACCCCAGCCUGGUCCUGUUCUUCGAGUAUUCAACGAUCGGCCGUGUUGGCCUCGGCAAAGUUUCUUUCUUUUUGUCGCUCUCAGAGACUGUUCGUUCCCGUGUGAUGUUCUUUGGUUCCACACCGGUCUGAGCCACCACCGACAGAGGAUUUACCACUUGGCGGCUUGAGAGACGCCCGCGGGGAUUUUUCUUCUCCGGCGCUGAACCUCGAACACCUCAUUUCACCUGAGUCACCUGUAUCAGGAAGAGCCGGCAGAGCAAUGGCGCCACGCACCGAGACCACAACCAUCACGACCACGGAAACCCGAUCCAAGGUGGACGGCGACGACGCCGGGGUCCCGGCCGUGGAUCCGAUCAGGGGCAAGCCCGAGCCCUUGGAGAUAAUCUGGAUCAACGUCUUCAAGAUCCUCGUGAUCCACCUGAUGGCCCUUUACGGCGCCUACGUCGCUGUCACCGCAGCCCAGUGGAAGACCCUCCUAUUCACACUCUUCUACGUCGGCUGCUCCGGCCUCAGCGUCACGGCUGGAGCACAUCGAUUAUGGAGUCAUCGUUCCUACAAGGCUAAGCUGCCUCUUCGGACCCUUCUUAUGCUCUUCAACUGCAUGGCUGGACAGAAUGACAUCUACGACUGGGUCCGGGACCAUCGCGUGCAUCACAAGUACUCCGAGACGGACGCGGAUCCGCACAACGUGAACCGCGGCUUCUUUUUCGCCCACGUCGGAUGGCUCAUGUGCAGGAAGCAUCCCGAGGUCACAAAGAAGGGGAAGGCCAUCGACUGCGCCGACGUCUACAACGACCCCGUGGUGCGCUUCCAGAUGCGGUAUCACAUCCCAAUGACGAUCCUGUUCUGCUUCAUCAUGCCCACCAUGAUCCCCCACCGCUACUGGGGUGAGGCCAAGUGGAACAGUUUCUUCGUGGCGGCCAUCCUUCGCUGGGUCUUCCAGCUCAACUCCACGUGGCUGGUGAACAGCGCCGCGCACAUCUGGGGCCAGAAGCCCUACGACAAGGCCAUUUCUCCAUCGGAGAACUGGCUCGUGUCCGUCCUUGCAAUUGGCGAGGGCUUCCACAACUACCACCACACGUUUCCCUGGGACUACUCGACCAGCGAGCUCGGCUGGCGGUUAAACCCGUCCACGAUGUUCAUCGAGGCCAUGGAGAAAAUCGGUUGGGCAUACGACCUCAAGAAGCCCACCCAGGAGAUGAUUCAGCAGAGGGUUCAGCGGACGGGCGACGGGAGUCACCAUUCACUCCACGCCCACGACCACUGAUCACCGUGGUGUGCUGCCUCACCCUCACACCGGUGCGGCCCUGACAUUUUAUAGUGAACCCGAAGAGUGUAUCCAACGUAGUAGCCUGUCGGUAUAAAAAAAAAUAUAUGAACAAUGUGAGGCUGCCGCUCGGAUUGUUGCAAGAUGGAGUGAAGUUUGGAAGGCUGGAUGAUCUCGCACGUACGUUUCUUCUUUUUCCCUUUUUUUUUGUUUGUUUUUUGUGGUAGCUUGAAGACGUACUUUACUAUGUUACCGCAUGUUUCAAUGAGUCUGAACUGUAUUUGUAAUUUGUUCUUGUGAUUGUACCGCUUGCGAUGAUUGUUCGACGGGAAGAAAUGACUGGAAACAAUGCCGGGUCUUUCGACGACGCUACGAACGGACCUCACGUGAUUAAGGUUGUACGAAGGCAUGUAGACUACUUGGUCGAGUCGUAACCAAAGGUUGAAAUAUGCGGUGUGCGUUCUGUAUUGAUGCACUUCCCUAUGCCUACUACGAUCAGAGGGUCCUUCCUCGCACGAUGCUCUGAACUGUAAAUAGACCAUACGCGAUAUAUUUUAUUAUGAAUAAAAAAGUUAGCAAGCGAAAA
Ixodes scapularis (black-legged tick) is the source of this 1886-nucleotide messenger RNA. RefSeq names its product acyl-CoA Delta-9 desaturase. Gene Ontology annotation, molecular function: iron ion binding; stearoyl-CoA 9-desaturase activity. Gene Ontology annotation, cellular component: endoplasmic reticulum membrane. Gene Ontology annotation, biological process: unsaturated fatty acid biosynthetic process. The transcript has 5 exons. The record is from RefSeq and is a predicted model, not a curated record. Lineage: Eukaryota; Metazoa; Arthropoda; Arachnida; Ixodida; Ixodidae. Bases 293 to 1300 code for a protein of 335 amino acids.